AUGCGCUUCUGGGUCAACGUUCUGCUUGCUCUGCCGGCCGCGGCUCCGGGCGUGUUUGCCAACCGUCAGGUAGACGGCGAGACCAAAAAUGUCGCCAUUAUUGGAGCCGGAGCUGCUGGCGCCUCGGCAGCGUACCACCUACAACGGUACGCCGACGAGGAGGGCCUCGCCAUCAACAUUACCAUUCUCGAAAGGUCGGGUCACAUCGGCGGCCGUACCGUCACCGUCCCUGUCUUUGAGGAUCCCGCUCUGCCUAUCGAGCUGGGCGCCUCCAUCUUCGUCACCGUCAACCACAUUCUCUACAACGCGACAAAGGCCUUCGAUCUGCCUCUCACCGAAAUGUCCGCCUCCGCCUCCGGCGACAUCACCGCCAUCUGGGACGGUGACAGCUUCGUCUUUGAGUCAACCAAGGGCUCGAAGUGGUGGUGGGAUGCUGGUAAGCUGUGGUGGCGGUAUGGGCUGGCGCCGUACCGGGCUCUCAAGCUCGUCAAGAGCGUCGUCGAUACCUUCCUGAAGCUCUACGACGAACCGAACUUUCCUUUUCGCUCUUUGACCCAGAGGGUGUUUGAGCUGGAUCUUCACAAGGCUACAGCCGUGACGGGUAGCCAGUUUUUGGCCAAGCAUGACCUCAACGGCGAAUUUGCUCGUGAAAUCAUCCAGGCAGCCACACGAGUCAACUACGCCUCCAACCUGGAUUACAUCCACGGCCUCGAGGCCAUGGUUUCCUUUGCGACGGAGGGAGCCGUCGCCGUCGCCGGAGGAAACUGGCAGAUCUUCGAUGCCAUGGUUCGCCGCAGUGGUGCUGCACUGCACCGAAACACGUCCGUCACGGGCAUAACAUUGGCAAAGGGGACCGCGCAGCUCGGUAAAGGUCGCAAGUACAUCAUCUCGGCGAGGGACUCGGCCCAUCCCUCCGACAAGGAUGGCAAGCCGCUGCCAACCGUCUUCGACAAUGUCAUCAUCGCCUCUCCCUGGCAGUUCAGCAACAUCGACGCAGCCGAGGGCAUCAUUAAACAUGGCAUCGACCCGGUUCCAUACACGAAGCUGCAUGUCACCCUCUUCACCUCACCCUUCAAGUUGCACGCCGAAUACUUCAAUCUAAAGCCGGGAGCCAAAGCGCCUAGCAACGUCUACACAACACUCGGCAAAGGGGAGGAGCCCAAGAGGGGUGCAGACGGCGUCGGCAAGAUGGGCUUCUAUUCCAUCAGCACGCUGCGGUCUGUCGUGAACCCGAAGACGAAAAAGGUGGAGUUCGUCUACAAGAUAUUCUCUGCCGAAGCCGUCACCGCAGCAUUCCUUUCCGACCUGCUAGGCACUCCGGUCCCGAACACGUUUGUCACAUCCCUCACGGAUGGUUCGUCCUCGACGGCCGUCCAGCCCAUCUCGUGGUACCACCCGCACUGGUUCUUCUCCUACCCAGUCGAGCUGCCGCGCGUAACGUUCCAAGACCCCAUCGUCGGCCAGGGUAUAUACUACACAUCAGGCAUCGAGAGCUUCAUCUCGACGAUGGAGACGAGCGCCUUGAUGGGUAUGAAUGUUGCCCGUCUCAUAGCCGACGAUUUUGCCGGCUGUUCGCGACCUGGUGGAGCGCCGGAGCGAGGAGGCAAGAAUUCCGAGGGAGACACUCAGGGGAACAUGGACGGCGAGGCUGGCGCAAGUGCGGAGAAUAUUACUAUUGAUGUUGACGAGCUAUAA
Drechmeria coniospora is the source of this 1695-nucleotide messenger RNA. Its product is annotated as Prenylcysteine lyase. Gene Ontology annotation, molecular function: prenylcysteine oxidase activity. The record is from RefSeq and is a predicted model, not a curated record. Bases 1 to 1695 code for a protein of 564 amino acids. Lineage: Eukaryota; Fungi; Ascomycota; Sordariomycetes; Hypocreales; Ophiocordycipitaceae. The transcript has 3 exons. Gene Ontology annotation, biological process: prenylcysteine catabolic process; prenylated protein catabolic process.